Molecule: messenger RNA, 2272 nt
Organism: Teleopsis dalmanni
Lineage: Eukaryota; Metazoa; Arthropoda; Insecta; Diptera; Diopsidae
Product: dynein intermediate chain 4, axonemal-like
Exons: 6
Coding region: 74-2272 (732 amino acids)
Biological process (GO): cilium movement
Cellular component (GO): axonemal dynein complex
Molecular function (GO): dynein light chain binding; dynein heavy chain binding
Source: RefSeq, a predicted model, not a curated record
UUGUAUUCCAAAACUAUUUAAUAUUUAUCCAUUAGUAUCUACUAAAUAGAUAAGCAAAAACUACUAUAAGAAAAUGCCUUUGAAAGAUCUUUUAGAAAAGUACAAAAGACAAUUGAAGAAUGAUGCGGUGUUGGCAAAUGUUGUUGCGCAGGGCGGCCAGAAACUCAGUUUUGAUUCUCAAUUUCGGGAAAGUGCUUCACAAUGCGUUAGAGACCGCGACUUGCAUAGCGCAUAUGACUAUCGAAAUGGUGAAAUAUUGGAUCUUACUCCGGAUUUUCUUAGUAACCAAGAUGAAUUGAAACCAUUCCAAGAUAUAUAUAGGAGACUCAGGGAACAUAAUCUAAUGACCACAGUUACAAGAGAUGUACCGAAGAGGUAUGAAGGUAUAUUGCCAGGCCAAGCAAUGGUGCACAUUGGUGCAACUAUGGAGGAUAUCGUCGAAUCUGUGGGCAUUGAACCAUUACGAUUAAACGUCAAGGGAAGUGAACUCAGUAUCUUAUCAGAUUCAUCAACUAUACUGAAGACAACAUAUAUUACGCCCUCAUAUGUUAAAGUUAAACUAACACUUACGGAAGAAUUUAUCUUCUUUGAACAGAGAAGUUCUACGGUACCAAAGCACACAGAACAAGCUGAUAUUGUAGAGAAUGAUAAUCGAAACUAUGACUAUUUAACUGUAGGUAAAGGUAGAAUUCGAAGACGUACAGAUACUGAAGCACAAACUAAUUAUAUUCUGAAAAAAUCUCGAUUUACAAGUACAAGAGUGAAAAAAACUGCACGAAAACCUGCAUAUGUUUCGUAUUAUGAAAUGUACGAUACUUACAAGGCAUUAGAGGAAGAGAAGCAUUCGUUGUAUCUUAGUUUAGAUCAAACAGAAGUGCUAACUAUGUGCGUAAGAUCAAAAGAGGAACAGACUAGAAUUAUAAUGAAAAUGCCGCAUUUUAAGGAGGCAAAUAUGUUAAUGAAUCGCCUACUGGCGAGCAAUCAACAUGAGAUGGGAUUACGUCGUUAUCGUGGUAUGGAAUUGCCUAGCCGUUUGGAUAAGGAACAUGAAUUAAAGUACAAAAUUGAAAUACUCUUUGAGUUUCCUCAACCAGGAAAUUUACGUAGAUCUAUGGCUGAUAUUGAUUUCUGUCCAUCAAAUGGCGAUAUCUUUGCAGUUGCUUAUGGUAUUUUCUCCUUUUCAGCAUCAACUGUUCCCAAAUCUGGGCAGGUAUGCAUUUGGAGCGUUAAAAAUCCAGAAAACCCUGAACGUAUAUACAAUUAUCCGUUACCUUGUACUGCUGUUAAAUUUUCACAAUUUUUGCCUUCUUUAAUUGCUAUCGGCUUAUACGAUGGUAAUGUGGAAGUGCGUGAUAUAACUUUUCCUGAUAUGCCUCCAGUCAGUGUUUCCAAUCCUGAAACAUUAAGUGGCUGUGAAAGUAUUGUGACAAUUAGAUGGAUUAAGAAAAAUGAGACAGAUGGUAGUGAUGGCAUUGACCCAUUUUUAUCACUUGCACAAGAUGGUUGCGUUACGAAAUUUCGUAUUGUUAGUGGACCAUAUCUUAUAUCAUAUGCUCAAAUGAUAUUGGAACGUGUAGAGGGUAAGGUUGAAGGAAUUCAAAUUCGAGAACCAAGAGAUGCUAUACAAUUUUCAAGUCAAAGUCCACAGGGCUUAAAUUUAACUGUACACCCAACAGCAGCUGAUAUUUACUAUAUAAUGACAGACGAGGGUUGUAUAUAUAAGUGCUCAACAAGCUAUGCACAUCAGUAUUUAGAUGUUAUUCGAGCACAUAGGAGCGCAGUUAAUAUGUUGGAUUUUUCACCAUGGUCACCAAAGGUGUAUCUUACUUGCGGAAACGAUUGGUGCAUACGUGUUUGGGUUGAGGGUAUCUAUAAACCACUUAUAACACUUAAAGAUCAGUUUACGCCAUUAAACUGUGCUUAUUGGAGUCGCACACACUCCACAAUCAUCAUUGCUAUAAAUCGAAAAACAGUGGAUAUAUGGGAUAUACGCCGUAAUUUACUGAAACCAAUAUCAUCCACAAAUUUGCAAAGCUCCUUCCAAACAACGGCAAAAAUAGCCAAAUGUGGGCAUUCAAUUGCGGUGGGUAAUGAACGUGGCACUACAAUGAUGUGUCAACUGGUUGACAUGCCGUAUGAACCUCAUUUCCAAUAUGAUGAGCUGGAGAAAGCAAUUUUCAAAGCUAUUGCUCUGCACCCAGAUUUGAUAAAUGAACUUAGAAAUAUUGGAUACUUCGGUUAUAAAAAUAAAGGACAAGUUUUACCACCAUAA